AUGAAUAAGUUUGUUCUCCAUCAGCUUAAAGAGAUUCAAAGAAACAGACACCUUACAGUGUGUUCCAGGUUGAUUUCUUGGUUGGAAAGAGAACCAUUUUUAUAUCGACUCAUUACGUGUGAUGAGAAAUGGAUACUCUUCGAUAACAGCAGGAGGACAGGACAGUGGUCAGAUGCAGGAGAGUCACCAGAACACAAUCCAAAACCACCAUUGCACCUUAAAGAUUUGAUGGUCGCUCUAUGGUGGUCAACCAAGGAUGUUAUUCAUUAUUCAUUUUUGCAACAAGGAAAAACUGUAACAGCAACAUCCUAUUGUCAGGAAACUGAUUGUAUGCAUGAAAAAUUAAAAAAGAAGCGACCCAGAUUAGUGAACAGAGAUGGCCCAAUUUUGCUUCAUGAUAAUGCACAGCUUCACACUUCUCAAGCUACGGUCCACAAGUUGCAAAGCCUGAAUUAUGAAAUUUUGGUACAUCCUCUUUAUUCUUCUGAUAUCACCCCCACUGGUUAUCACAUAUUUAAACACUUUGAACUUGCUAAGUGUAAUAAAACAUUCUUAAAUACUUAA
Octopus sinensis (East Asian common octopus) is the source of this 564-nucleotide messenger RNA. Its product is annotated as histone-lysine N-methyltransferase SETMAR-like. Gene Ontology annotation, molecular function: nucleic acid binding. The record is from RefSeq and is a predicted model, not a curated record. Bases 1 to 564 code for a protein of 187 amino acids. The transcript has a single exon. NCBI's taxonomy places the organism in Eukaryota, Metazoa, Mollusca, Cephalopoda, Octopoda, Octopodidae.